Coregonus sp. 'balchen' is the source of this 25238-nucleotide messenger RNA. Lineage: Eukaryota; Metazoa; Chordata; Actinopteri; Salmoniformes; Salmonidae. The record is from the annotation of a GenBank genome assembly.
AUUUUCCAGAUCUAAAUGUAUAUCAUGAACACAGAUAUGAUUCCAAAAUUCGCCUCGAAAGACGAGGAGAUUGACUUCUGGAAGGCUCUUUCCCUCAAGUACAAGAAAAAGUAAGAUAUGCACAAAUCAUGCCUUUUAUUUUACAUUAAUGCUAUCUCUAAGAUCAUCAGGCUUAACUUUUACUUGAACUCACCAGAAACUCAGAGGUAUGACAGUAUGAUGUUGGAAUCCUAUGGUUUCACUGUGUGCGUGGAAACUGAGCAACACUACAUAUACCUGUACUUUAAUAUCCUGAAUACUUCUGAAAGGAAAUUCCCCAGCCAGACUUGUUACAUUGACCUCAAAUUGCCUAGCUCUCCUCACUCUCUCGUUUUUAAAGCGCAGUAAUGAAUGACAGAUCCAGUUUAGCCUGCGAAAGUUCUUUAUGUAAGGCCAUGUUAGGAAUGUCCUUCAAUACUCCUUUAUACUUCCACAAAGGGACAGAUCUGUUUUCACAUUAAAAAGUAUCUUAAGGCCUCCCGAGUGGUGAAGCGGUCUAAGGCACUGCAUUGCAGUGCUUGAGGCGUCACUACAGACCGGGGUUUGAUCCCAGGCUGUGUCACAACCGGCCGUGACCGGGAGUCCCAUAGGGUGGCGCACAAUUGGCCCAGUGUCGUCCGGGUUAGGGGAGGGUUUGGCCGGGGGGGCUUUACUUGGCUCAUCGCGCUCUAGCGACUCCUUGUGGCGGGCCGGGCGCCUGCAGGCUGACGUCGGUCAUCAGUUGAACGGUGUUUCCUCCGACACAUUGGUGCAGCUGGCUUCCAGGUUAAGCGGGAGGGUGUUAAGAAGCACAGUUUGGCGGGUCAUGUUUCGGAGGACGCAUGACUCGACCUUCACUUUCCCGAGGUCGUUGGGGAGUUGCAGCGAUGAGACAAGAUCGCAAUUGGAUAUCACGAAAUUGGGGAGAAAAAGGGGGUAAAAUACAAACAAAAAAAAACACACAAAGUAUCUUAAAUAUACAAUGAAUGGGAUUAUGUAAUAGCGGUCUUAGAUUUAUGUUCUCUUUUCCCAUCUGUGCGAGACUGGCAGUGGGCGACAAACGUGACUCUGCUCCCUGUAGUGAAAUUAGCUGUGGUCUAUUUCUUUCAAUGAACAUCCUCAUCACACAGCACAGGCACACUGCUGUUUUGAUGCAAAAGACUGCUGAUAAGAUCGCAGUGGACAACUGACACACCCAGCGCUAGGGGAAACUACACCCAGUUAUAUAAGGCUCUAUGGACAUUUACACCCAAGGGGAAUCAAAGCCACUUCCCUUUGUAUCGCUCGAUAAAUGUGUGUUUAAGAUUGUCAUGAAUUUGGUACUGAAGCAGCUCCUUAAUAUCAACAAUAGAUGCUCUUGCUUGAGGAUUCCCCCAAACACUGUUGCAAAAAUUAUGUUUGCCAAUAAAGAGGAUGCUCGGGUUCCCUGACAGCUCAGGGAUAUCUGAAAGGGACAUUCACCUCUUGGGCAAAACAAGCAGUUAAAAGACUGCCGAGGGUGCUGAUGCUGCGUUUGGAUAAACCACAGAGGAAGUGGUAACCUGCUGGGUUUUAAAGUUAAAGAGCCCACUUGGCUUUCCCCUUCAAAACACCACUGCCCCCAGGGUAGCAACACAGGACAGACAGCCCAUAGGAAGACAGUGGGUGCUGUUUGAUGGCAUUCCUGUCUCCAGGCCCCCCUUCCACCCUGUCCCACCGGUCACAUGCCUGUAGCGUGCCAUGCCGAUGGUCCCCGGACACAGCCAUUUUUAGAGCAGCUAUGUGUCCAUGGCUGUAGUGGGCGGCAGACGCUUACUUGCAUAACCCCAGUCAACCCAACCCCCACCCUGAAACGCUGCCCUGUCCUGGCCACAUGCCCACUGUAAACAACCCAACCUUUUGGUUAUUUAUAUAAUAUCUACUUUUGCUUGGGGUAGCAGACAGACAGUCUGUUGCCGUUUGGAGAGGCCAGGGUGGACAAGUAACGAGAUGUGGCGUUAGGAAAGUCAGAGGGUUCUUUGAUUUGGAUUAGCUGGAUCACGAUCAAGUUCAGUUUAAAAGUGCAAAUCCUGUGUGGGCUUUGUGAAGCGGCCAGGAUCUGCUCUUUCAAUUUCCACUGUUUAAAUGGCCUGAAGACAGUUGUGUAUGUUUAAGUACCAACUGUAUGUCAUGUAGGAUUUUCAGGUUUUUAGAUAAACAAAGAAGAUCGGUAAUUUAUGGUUUGCUAGUUCCUGUUACUGUCUACAAAACAGGAUAUGCGUUGACUUUAAGAAGUCUUGUAGAUAGUAGAUACCAUUCAUCACAGAAGACUGUAACAUGAUUUCUAUUUUUAAAGACAUGCUCUGGGACUUUGGUGAAUACUAAGUACGUUUUAAAACUCCCGCUAUUACCAGAAUUACUGUCUUACCGCAGUUAGCCUAGCCACAAAAUCCCUAGUUUGAAAGCGACUGUUUUUCUGGAAGCUGUGCUGCGCCACUUUCCCUAAAUUUCAGUUUAACCAAUGAGCUUCAGCCCCUCACCAUAUGAGUGACAGCUAGCAAGAGUCACAUAAUGCACCCACAGCAGAGCAAGAGCGAGAGAGAGGGCAAUGAUGUGGUGCACAUAUCUGCACGUGACGUAAUACGCAAUUUUCGGGGACCACUUUUGGCUCGUGAGCGUUACUUUCAGAACUACUGGCUAAAAGGUAUACAAAAGUACUGGAGAAUCUCUUCAAGUCUUAUAUACUUUACUUGGGUACUUUAAUUUCAUAGUAAAAACCUAAUAAAUACUAAUGGACUGUUAAAUAACAAUGUUGGUGUACUAACCAUGUCCUCCGGUGGUGUCUGCCCUGUCAGUUGCCAGGAGGCCCAGGAGGAGCUGCUGGAGUUCCAGGAGGGCAGCAGAGAGCUGGAGGCAGAGCUGGAGACCCAGCUGGGCCAGGCUGAGCACCGCAUGAGAGUCCUGCACUCUGAGAACAGCAGGCUCAAGAACGAGGUGGACUCACUCAAGGUGCACAAGAGGGACACAAUGCACUAGAUUGGCUCAAGUAAAAAGUAUAUACAUAUAUUUUCUUGGAAUGUGGCAUUUUACAAAUCCGAAAUCCUGUGAAUUACGAGUUUACCGCCUUUAGCGUUCAUGCUCCUCUUUUGACAACCUAAGAAACACGUCAUAACCUUGACAUAAUAAAUGAUUGAUGAUUAUUUGAAGCUGCCUUAUAUCAUUAUGGCUUGUCCUUUAGUGCUGUCUCCGGAGAGGAGGCACUUUUCUUUAGCAUGUCUGUCAGUAUCCCAACCUAUAGAAGUUAUUAAUGACAUUUACAUUUGUACAUUUUAGUCAUUUAGAGCGACUUACAUAAUUUUUUUAUUUUUCAUACUGGCCCCCCGUGGGAAUCGAACCCACAACCCUGGUGUUGCAAACACCAUGCUCUACCAACUGAGCUACAUCCCUGCCGGCCAUUCCCUCCCCUACCCUGGACGACACCGGGCCAAUUGUGCGCCGCCCCAUGGGUCUCCCGGUCGCGGCCGGCUACGACAGCCGUAUCAGGCAUGGUCAGCAGUAAAGCGGUAAAGGAGAGAGGGUUCUUAGUCAGAAAUCGUAUAAGUCAGGCAGACAAGGAACUCUCUUUCCCAAUCUUGCUCUGAUCACUACUACGGGGAAUCGGCACCUGUGCUUAACUGCCCCUCGACAUCCUGUUAUAUCCAGCUGUGGUUAAUUUGCAUGAAACACAUCAUUCUCAUACAUAAUGCAUCAGCAGCACGUUCAUUCUCACACCUUAAUUAGCGCUGGGAUGAGUGUGGCUCUGUGUCCAUGCUCACAUUACAACUCCAGCCAUGCGAGUCAGUGAGUCACCCCACCGGUGAUGGUGAGAUUGUUCGUUAUCCCAGGCAAUUAAAAAACAUGUAUUGCUUUCAUGCCUUUGUUUAUGAAAAAUACCACAGCAAUGACUAGUUUUCUCAUUCUGAUGCCAGAGACUGUGUCUGUGACACCUUGAGUAACGUCUUGUUAUGGGAUACGAGCUACUUGACGUAGGCUAGAAUGUAUGUGUUGAUGUAGUAAGUGUGAAUAUGUAGUUAAUGUAAAACGGCAUUUCAGGACAAAGCAGGGCUUGUCUGGCCCAGGUUAGUGGUUAAUUGAUUCAGACGUGACAUAUCCAGAAGAUAUAGGUCAGACAGGCAGGCAGACCCAGUCACAUUUAUUGAGCUGAGCUCCAGAGAGCUGGAGCUGGAGGAGAAGAUAUGGGUCACAUCAUCACCCCAUACCCUGAGAAUGCUUGAGUAAAUGGAGCACAACGGAGUGCUCUUAAAAAUAGAUGACAGAAUGUAGGUUACUACGGUGGUUCCCACAGUGGGUGUGCGUGUGACUGCGGGGUGUUAGGAAAAUAUUUUACUAAGUAAAAACCCCAUUCUUGAAAGCUUUAACGUCCUUCGCCUAUUUUAAAAUGGUUGCAUGUUAACAAGUAACACCCGCUCCCCCCCCUCUAUCUCUUCUCUCUCCUCAUCUCUCAAACCCCCCUCCCCCCCCUCCAGGACAAACUAGAGCAGCAGUAUGCCCAGAGCUACAAACAGAUCAACAUGCUGGAGGAUGACCUGGGACAGACCCGGGGCAUCAAGGAGCAGCUCCACAAAUACGUGCGGGAGCUAGAGCAGUCCAACGACGACCUGGAAAGAGCUAAGAGGUCAGCAAAGAGACCAGACCACUACACAGUAUCUAACAGACAAAUACUGGAUACAGCAUUAGAAGAGGAGCUGUAGAAGUCAUAACCUGGUAUUUACUAUAUACUUCAGGAUGUUUGUUUUGGAUGAAAAAGGCAAUAGUAGAGGAAAUAUCUACCAGUAGUACUAAUCUAACAGUAGAAGCAAAAGUAUUCAUCCUCUUUCAGAACACAGUCAUACAUUAACCCCAUGCAGAGAGGUGCUGAUGAAUGCUGGAGGCUGAGAUGCUUGUUGCAUGUUUCCUAAUUAAUUCCCCACUGUGCUUUUCAUUGAGAGUAAUCGGAUAACUGAUGGAAAAUCCCCAUUCCAAUUAAAACAUGCCACUGGCCCAAAUGGGUCUGAUUGCUGUAAAUUCACCGGCCAGUUUAUUAGGUACACCACCCCGUUCACGAACAUGGAUCGCUCCUACAGACAGUGAGUCACGUGGCCGUGGCUUGCUAUAUAAAGCAGGCAGACGGGCAUCAAGGCAUUCAGUUACUGUUCGAUUGAAUGUUAGAAUGGGAAAAACAAGUGACCUAAGCGACUUUGAGCGUGCUAAGAUCGUCAGUGCCAGGCGCGCCGGAUCCAGUACCUCAGAAACGGCCUCCUGGGCAAUUCACGCACUACAGUGUCUAUGGUUUACCGAGAAUGGGGCGACAAAACAAAAAAGAACCAAUCAGCGGCAGUCCUGUGGGCAAAAAGAGCUCGUUAAUGAGAGUAGUGUUGUCACGAUACCAACAUUUUACUAACGAUACGAAACCAGGACAAGUAUCACGAUGCCAAGUAAUAUCGCAAUACCACGGGGGGGGGGGGGGGGGAUUCAGUGGCCUAGUGUCCUGUUCGCCCCAUCCCCCCCGAUGCUUGUUCCCAUUUUCUAAACGUUAUGUGCAUGUGCUACACAAAAAACAUGUCACUGAUAUUCACACUUCUACUCAAUACAACACAUAUAGCAUUUAACUUCACACUGUUCACUAUAAUAGAAUACUGCAUAGAAUGGCGGAUUUGCUCAUAUUUGCAAAGGCCUACGUGUGAUUUGGCUGGAGGAAUGGGAGGAAUGAAUACACAUGCAUAAUGAUCUGCAUGUCAUUGUGGCAGUAAGGGGAAAACACUGCAUGAAACCUUCUUUACUCUUCAGUUGUAACACACACACUCCCUCCCUUACAUACUCUCUCUCUCAUAAAUACACACACCACUCUUUGAUAUAGUUUAGGCUUACAUUAGGCCUAUAUGAAUCCUUUGAAGCACAUCUCAUGAGUAGCAGACCCUUUUCCUUUCUUCCAGUGCCAAUCAAAUUUGCCUGAACCUACUGUCAAGUUACCAGGUUGUUAGCUAGCUAGGUAAAAUGACUGAAUAAUGUUGUUCUUUAUCAAACCAGUAAUUAUCGGCCCAGGAUUGGUUUAAAAUGGCCCGCGACAUGGUUAAAAUGUAUAUCAAAUGUGCGCGACAUCGCGCAGAAAGGUAACUCCGGUUGAAUGGCUCAUAUUUUUUUAAUCAUUUGAGCUAGAGAAGUUAUGUUUUCUUUGCUGUAAAGCUGCACGCAUGCCCACAAAGCUGUUUUUCCUCUCUGGCACUGCUGCGUGACAGCAAACUUGCAAAGCCGACUCAGACUCGCCUGUGCACUGGUUAUAUCUGGGAAUAAAUUAUAUACAAUGUAUCAACUUUGCUUGCUCUCUGCGCUGCUCCAAUGUAUGAAAUGUACAAAUGUAACAACAGAAGACUCAUCAGUGUCUGAAUUCCUGCUCGCCUUCACAGAUAAAUUAUAUUUUAAAAACUGAUGAAGGAAUAGAUGAGCAGGAAGAGCGGAUGGAGAGAAGCAGGCAAGUGAGGGCUGGAAGGGGAUGGGGCUGGCUGAUUACAGCUGCCACACGUGAUAUGCGCAUGAAAGUGAAGUGGACAUAAUUGAACCGGCGAAUACUAGACUAGUUGCUGUUGCUUAACCUCUUAAGGAUCGGACCCUUUUUUUAUAUUUUCGCCUAAAAUUACAUACCCAAAUCUAACAGCCUGUAGCUCAGGACCUGAAGCAAGGAUAUGCAUAUUAUUGAUUCAAUUUGAAAGGAAACACUUUGAAGUUUGUGGAAAUGUGAAAUUAAUGUAGGAGAAUAUAACACAUUAGAUCUGGUAAAAGAUAAUACAAACAAAAAAACAUGCAUUUUCUAUUUAUUGUUUUGUUCCAUCGUCUUUGAAAUGCAAGAGAAAGGCCACAAUAUAAUAUUGCAGUUUAGGUGCAGAUUUUGGCCACUAGAUGGCAGCAGUGUGUGUGUGCAAAGUUUCAGAUUGAUCCAGUGAAGCAUUGCAAUACUGGACUAUUUUGUAUCAAGUCUGACCAAAUGUCCCAAAUUGGUCAAUUGAUACAUUUUCAAGUACAUACAGUGCCUUGCAAAAGUAUUCAUCCCCCUUGGCGUUUUUCCUAUUUUGUUGCAUUACAACCUGUAAUUUUAAAUGGAUUUUUAUUUGGAUUUCAGGUAAUGGACAUACACAAAAUAGUCCAAAUUGGUGAAGUGAAAUGAAAAAAAUAACUUGUUUCAAGAAAUUCUAAAAAAUAAAUAACGGAAAAGUGGUGUGUGCAUAUGUAUUCACCCCCUUUGCUAUGAAGCCCCUAAAUAAGAUCUGGUGCAACCAAUUACCUUCAGAAGACACAUAAUUAGUUAAAUAAAGUCCACCUGUGUGCAUUCUAAGUGUCACAUGAUCUGUCACAUGAUCUCAGUAUAUAUACACCUGUUCUGAAAGGCCCCAGAGUCUGCAACACCACUAAGCAAGGGGCACCACCAAGCAAGCGGCACCAUGAAGACCAAGGAGCUCUCCAAACAGGUCAGGGACAAAGUUGUGGAGAAGUACAGAUCAGGGUUGGAUUAUAAAAAAAUAUCAGAAACUUUGAACAUCCCACGGAGCACCAUUUUAAAUCCAUUAAAAAAAUGUUUUAAGAAUAUGGCACCACAACAAACCUGCCAAGAGAGGGCCGCCCACCAAAACUCACGGACCAGGCAAGGACGGCAUUAAUCAGAGAGGCAACAAAGAGACCAAAGAUAAACCUGAAGGAGCUGCAAAGCUCCACAGCGGACAUUGGAGUAUCUGUCCAUAGGACCACUUUAAGCCGGACACUCCACAGAGCUGGGCUUUACGGAAGAGUGGCCAGAAAAAAGCCAUUGCUUAAAGAAAGGAAUAAGCAAACAUGUUUGGUGUUCGCCAAAAGGCAUGUGGGAGACUCCCCAAACAUAUGGAGGAAGGUACUAGGAAAACGCUAUGUCUGGUGCAAACCCAACACCUCUCAUCACCCCGAGAACACCAUCCCCACAGUGAAGCAUGGUGGUGGCAGCAUCAUGCUGUGGGGAUGUUUUUCAUCGGCAGGGACUGGGAAACUGGUCAGAAUUGAAGGAAUGAUGGAUGGUGCUAAAUACAGGGAAAUUCUUGAGGGAAACCUGUUUCAGUCUUCCAGAGAUUUGAGACAGGGACGGAGGUUCACCUUCCAGCAGGACAAUAACCCUAAGCAUACAGCUAAAGCAACACGAGUGAUUUAAGGGGAAACAUUUAAAUGUCUUGGAAUGGCCUAUUCAAAGCCCAGACCUCAAACUAAUUGAGAAUCUGUGGUAUGACUUAAAGAUAGAUGUACACCAGCGGAACCUAUACAACUUGAAGGAGCUGGAGCAGUUUUGCCUUGAAGAAUGGGCAAAAAUCCCAGUGGCUAGAUGUGCCAAGAUACUUGCAGCUGUAAUUGCUGCAAAAAGUGUCUCUACAAAGUAUUGGCUUUGGGGUGGGUGAAUAGUUAUGCACGCUCAAGUUUUCUGUUUUUCUGUCUUAUUUGUUGUUAGUUUCACAAAAAAAUAUAUUUUGCAUCUUCAAAGUGGUAGGCAUGUUGUGUAAAUCAAAUGAUACAAACCCCCCAAAAAUCUAUUUUAAUUCCAGGUUGUAAGGCAACAAAAUAGGAAAAAUGCCAAGGGGGGUGAAUACUUUCGCAAGCCACUGUAACUAUAGAGAACAUACAUUUUGUUUACCAUAUCAUUUUUGUAAGUUUACACACUCCCAGGAAUGUCAUACAUGAUGGAUAAUUAGCUUAUACACUAACUUUCACACAUCUAGAUGACCGGGCGGGGUGGGUGUGGAGCCAGAGACAGGAGGGGUUCAAACUUUAGAACCCAGUUCCUACAUUUGAAUAUAAACAUGGAUUUUAUCAAACAAAACUAUGUUACAUUUUAUCUCUGGGACCCUUAGGAUGACGAAUCAGAGCAAGAUAACUGAAUGUAUGUACAUUAUUUACCUUCAGAGGUGAAUGUAUCAAACCAGUUGCCAUGAUACGUUUUUUGUUGUUGUGCAAUCUCCUCAUACAUUAGCAUGUUAUUUUUUCACUGUAAUAGCUACUGUAAUUGGACAGUGCAGUUAGAUUAAUAAGAAUUUAAGCUUUCUGCCUAUAUAAGACAUGUCUAUGUCCUGGAAAGUUUGUUGUUACUUACAACAGUCAUGCUAAUCACAUUAGCGCACGUUAGCUCAACCGUCCCGUAUACGGCACACUGAUCCCGUAGAGGUUUAAAAGUUUUACUGAAUUUAUAAACGAAAUGGUAGUAUCAUAUGAAAUGGUAUUCUAAAAUGUUGGUAUCAUAAGUUUAAUGAUGUUUUGGUACAGUUGUACCGUGCAACACUAAUGAGAGAGGUCGAAGGAGAAUUGCAAGAAUCGUCUAAGCUAACAGGCGGCCACAAACAGACAAAUAACGGCGCAGUACAACAGUGCAGAAUGGCAUCUCGGAACGCACAACUCGUUGAUCCUUGUCACGGAUGGGCUACUGCAGCAGGCGACCACACCAGGUUCAACUUCUAUCAGCUAAAAACAAGAAUAAGUGCCUCCAGUGGGCAUGUGAUCACCAUCCCUGGACAAUUGAGGAGUGGAAAAACAUCGCCUGGAACAUGACAGCAAGUUCAGUUUACUUGAAUGGCCUGCACAGUCCCCAGACCUCAACACAAUAGAGCGUCUUUGGGAUGAGAUGGAUUGGGCUGUUCGGAGCAUGAAUGUACCGCCAUCCAAUCUGCAGCAACUGCGUGAUGCCAUCGUGUCAGCAUGGACCAACAUCCCUGUGGAACGUUUCCGACACCUUGUAGAAUGCCCUGAGGAAUUCAGGCUGUUCUGGAGGCCAAUGGGGGUCCGACCUGGUACUAGAUGGGUGUACCUAAUAAAGAGUGAGUGUGUGUGUGUGUGUGUGUGUGCGUCCCAUGUUCCCAGAAAUUUUCCAUACGCACAAAAACCUUAUUUCUGUCAAAUGUUGUGCACAAAUUUGUUUACAUCCCUGUUAGUGAGCAAGUUUUAAGGGAGUGUGCAAUUGGCAUGCUGACUGCAGGAUUGUCCACCAGAGUUGUUGCCAGAGAAUUUAGUGUUAAUUUUUGUACCAUAAGCCGCCUCUGUCGUUUUAGAGAAUUUGGCAGUACGUCCAACCAGCCUCACAACUGCACACCACAUGUUACCACGCCAGCCCAGGAUCUCCACAUCUGGCCUCUUCACCUGCGGGUUGGUCUGAGAGCAGCCACCCGGACAGCUGAUGAAACUGUUGGUUUGCACAACCGAAGAAUUUCUGCACAAACUGUCAGAAACCAUCUCAGGGAAGCUCAUCUGCGUGCUUGUCGUCUUCACCAGGGUCUUGACGACUGCAGUUCGGCGUCGUAACCUACUUCAAUGGGCAAAUGCGCACCUUCGAUGGCCACAGGCACGCUGGAGAAAUGUGCUCUUCACGGAUUAGUCCCGGUUUCAACUGUGCCGGGCAGAUGGCAGACGGCGUGUAUGGCGUCAUGUGAGCGAGCGGUUUGCUGAUGUCAACGUUGUGAACAGAGUGCCCCAUGGUGGCGGUGGGGUUAUGGUAUGGGCAGGCAUAAGCUACGGACAGCGAACACAAUUGCAUUUUAUCGAUGGCAAUUUGAAUGCAUAGAGAUACCGUGACGAGAUCCUGAGGCCCGUUGUGAGGCCCAUUUUUUUCCGCUGCUAUCACCUCAUGUUUCAGCAUGGUAUUGCACGGCCCCAUGUCGUAAGGAUCUGUACACAAUUCCUGGAAGCUGAAAAUGUUCCAGUUCUUCCAUGGCCUGCAUACUCACCAGAAAUGUCACCCAUUGAGCAUGUUUGGAAUGCUCUGGAGGAAUCCUGGCAACAUCCCUACGGUGAAACAAGGUGGUGGCAGCAUCAUGUUGUGGGGAUGUUUUUCAACGGCAGGGACUGGGAGACUAGUCAGGAUCGAGGGAAAGAUGAACGGAGCAAAGUACAGAGAGAUCCUUGAAGAAAACCUGCUCCCGAGCGCUCAGGACCUCAGACUGGGGCAACAGGUGAACCUGUUGGAAGGCCCUAAGCACACAGCCAAGACAACGCAGGAGUGGCUUCGGGACAAGUGUCUGAAUGACUGCAGAGAAUUAUGGGAGAAACUCCCCAAAGCUUGUAGCGUCAUACCCAGGAAGACUCAAGGCUGUAACCGCUGCCAAAGGUGUUUCAACAAAGUACUGAAUAAAGGGUCUGAAUACUUAUGCAAAUGUGAUAUUUCAGUUUUUAUUUUUUAUAAAAUUGCAAAAAAUAUGUAACUGUUUUUGCUUUAUCAUUAUGUGGUAUUGUGUGUAAAUUGAUGAGGAAAUACAAUAAAAAAAAAUCUAUUUUAGAAUAAGGCUGUAACGUAACAAAAUGUGGAAAAAGAAAAGGGGUCUGAAUAAUUUCCGAAUGCACUGUAUAUGCUCCCAACAAUUUUAACGGGUAAGCUUAACAAGUGAUAGCAACUCAGUGCCUUCUUACAUCAUGAACGCUUGAACCAGGGUAUGUAGACAAUUAGUGCAACCAAUGAACAUAGUAAGGGGUGUGUCAUACUAAUUAGAAUUAAUAAGGGAUUAAAAAGUAGAACUGUUAAACAAUAGUUUAUAGCAUGUUGAAUAUAUGGGACUAUUAUUUACAUAAUAUUUCAAAAUGAUUAGAUAUUGUAUAAUAUUAACAUAAAUCAGUGUUUCAUUUCAUCUUUGUUUCCAUUUUAUUUCAUGUCAUCUUUUGUUUCAAACAAUGCAUAAUAAGCAUAAUCAACAUAGGGAAUAUGAUAUGUGGAAGCUGAUAAGCUGUGAAAGAAUAUGUCCAUUCAGCAGACAUGUUAAUUAACAUUUUAAUUUAGCACUGACCUCAGUUAACCAAUAACGAAAAUCUUGCAUAAUUUAGUCAGAUGCUCGAUUUAUGUUUGCGCAGUUGGUCCACGAGAGUUUAAUUUAGCACUAAACAACAUUAAUGCAUCACGGUGAAACACCGGUAUCAGUGUGUUUCAGCAUGUGUUUUUGUGUGCAGAAGCCAAGAGUCCACUGAACAGUGUUUUCCUUUUAAUACAAUUAUUUAUUUCCUUCUGCAGGGCUACAAUUGUGUCCCUGGAGGACUUUGAGCAGCGUCUGAACCAGGCUAUCGAGAGGAACGCCUUCCUGGAGAGCGAGUUGGAUGAGAAGGAGUCCCUCCUGGUCUCAGUGCAGAGAUUGAAAGACGAAGCCAGAGGUGCUUAUUGAUCCGGUUUCACUCAAACCCCUGCCUGCCUUCACUCGUUAGAAAAUUUGCUGUUCCUUUUUCUCUUUCAACUUCUCAGUGAUAUGUGUGAAAUGAAUAGAACCCAUGUUCUCACAGCAUUAGCAUUGCUUAUAGCCACAAAUUAUUGUUGGGAGAGACUGUCACAGCAUUAACCUCAAUCUGAAUGUCUAGUCUGACUUAGCCUUAAAUAGUCUGUCUGUCUGCUUGUCUGUCAGACCUGCGUCAGGAGCUCGCCGUCCGAGAGCGAAAUACGGACGUAACCAGGAUGUCGGCGCCCACCUCGCCCACCCAGGAGGUCAAUGACAAGAUGGAUUCCUCUGUCCAGGCCUCACGGUCUCUCCCCGCGACGCCGCUCGCAAAGAGUCUUGAAAAUGCCUUCGCCAACCCCACAGGUACCCUUUUGCUCUGACCUCAACACUUCAAUGUGUCUCCUUUUUUAUGUGAAGUAUACUGUAUGUCAAUGACUGUUCUAUUGGUGAACGUACAAUCACUGGAUAACAAAAUGGACGAGCUCCGUUCGAGACUAUCCUAUAAAUGGGACCUGAAGAACUGUAAUAUCCUAUGUUUCUCGGAGUCGUGGCUGAACAAGGACAUGGAUAAGAUACACUAUAUAUAUAAAAGGAUGUGGAAACCCCUUCAAAUCAGAGGAUUCGUCUAUUUCAGUAAACCCGUUGCUGACGGGUGUAUAAAAUUGAGCACACAGCAAUGCAAUCUCCAUAGACAAACAUUGGCAGUAGAAUGACCUUACUGAAGAGCUCAGUGACUUUCAACGUGGCACCGUCAUAGGAUGCCACCUUUCCAACAAGUCAGUUUGUUACAUUUCUGCCCUGCUAGACCUGCCCCAGGCAACUGUAAGUGCUGUUAUUGUGAAGUGGAAACGUCUAGGAGCAACAACGGCUUAGCCGCGAAGUGGUAGGGACCACAAGCUCACAGAGCGGGACCGGCGAGUACUGAAGCACGCAGCGCGUAAAGAUCGUCUGUCCCCAGUUGCAACACUCACUACCAAGUUCCAAACUGCCUCUGGAAGCAACGUCAGCACAAUAACUGUUCGUCGGGAGCAUCAUGCAAUGAGUUUCCAUGGUCGAGCAGCCGCACACAGGCCUAAGAUCACCAUGCGCAAUGCUAAGCGUCAGCUGGAGUGGUGUAAAACUCGCCGCCAUUUGACUUUGGAGCAGUGGAAACGCCUUCUCUGGAGUGAUGAAUCACGCUUCAACAGGAGAACGCUACCUGCCCCAGUGCAUAGUGCCAACUGUAAAGUUUGGUGUUGGAGUAAUGGUCUGAGGCUAUUUUUCAUGGUUCGGGCUAGGCCCCUUAGUUCCAGUGAAGGGAAAUCUUAACACUACAGCAUACAAUUACAUUCUAGAUGAUUCUGUGCUUCUAACUUUGUGGCAACAGUUUGGGGAAGGCCCUUCCUGUUUCAGCAUGACAAUGUCCUUGUGCACAAAGCGAGGUCCCCGACCAAAAAAUUUAAUCUUGGUCGACCGAAAGUUGUCUGUUCUUUCGACCAAUCGGUUGGUCAACAAUUUUUCCAUAUAUAGACACACCCUAUGUGUUUUAAUAAAAUCAACUAUAUGCAUUGAGCUUGUCUGAUGCGUUAAACUUCCGGUUUGAUGAAAGAAGACAUGCUUCAAGAGGGCGCCAGAGAUCUAGAUAACUGAAGAAAAAACCCUUAACCUGACCCAACUAUUCUCCUCCCGCUCCUGCUGGCUUUUCCAGAUUCUGCCAUUACUCUCCUGAAGUUGCCGGUAAUAGGCUACACAAGGAGUCUGCAAUUUUUCUCAUGUGGAAUGCCAAAUUGUCUCACCACUUCUACCGAUCUGUGUGCCAGUUAUGGUUUUCAUAUGCACAUUAUCAUUUAAUUUAUAAUAACAUCUUCAUAGCUCAGUCAUUGUCAUGUGGUUAAUCAAAAUUCUAUCCAAAUCUAAAUGAAAAUGAUACAAACCUAAAAAGUAACUUAUUUUGCCAUUGCCAAGUAUUUAAAAUAGCCUACAUAAACCAACAAAUGAAAACAUUGCAGCCUGCAGGUAGAAAAUAUCCUGAUAAAAAUAAAUAUCCUAUAAAUCACAUUGGCUACACAUGGCCUGUCUGCAACGAACUUGAAACAUUGUAUCAACUAUUAACUUGGGUCCAGCCUGAAGCUUGCGAGCAACAGCUUGCUAGACACACCUGUAGGCUAUUUGCGCAAGGGAUAAGAAGCUGUGCUUGACUUGGGUAGGAGCUUGGCACCUCAAAUGUUCUACUGCUUGAGCUCCUGUUCCUCUUAUAGAUUAGCUCAAAAGUAAGGCCCUAAAAAUUGUCAGACUCCAGCCACCCAAGUCAUAGACUGUUCUCUUUGCUACCGCAUGGCCAGCGGUGCCGAUGCACCAAGUCUGGAACCAACAGGACCCUGAACAGCUUCUACCCCCAAGCCAUAAGACUGCUAAAUAGUUCGUCCGGGUAGCUAUUUGGUUAACUAUUUAAAUAUCUGCAUUGACCCUUUUUGCACAAACUUUUUUGACUCAUCACAUACGCUACUGCUACUGUUUGUCUGUCACUUUAUUCCUAGUUAUAUGUACAUAUCUACCUCAGUUACCUUGUACUCCUGCACAUCGACUUGGUACUGGUACCCCUUGUAUAUAGCCAAGUUAUUGUUACUCAUUGUGUAUCUAUUAUUACAUGUUUUACUUUUCUAUUAUUUUUCAAUUUUCUUUCAAUCUGCAUUGUUGGGAAGCAUUUCACUGUUAGUCUACACCUGUUGUUUACAAAGCAUGUGAUGAAUAAAAUGUGAUUUGAUUUGUAUGUUGUAUUUAUAUUCCAGAGUUGUCCAAUGGCCUUGGUAACUCACUGACGCCCUCUGCAAGAAUAUCAGCCCUCAACAUCGUCAGUGACUUGCUACGGAAAGUGGGGGUGAGUCAUACAUUUUUCUGUUUGCACACAUUCACUAUUCACUGUAUACUCUGGUACACCAAGACUGUGUCUUAUACCAUAUACAGUGAGGGAAAAAAGUAUUUGAUCCCCUGCUGAUUUUGUACGUUUGCCCACUUACAAAGACAUGAUCAGUCUAUAAUUUUAAUGGUAGGUUUAUUUGAACAGUGAGAGACAGAAUAACAACAACAAAAAAUCCAGAAAAAUGCAUGUCAAAAAUUUUAUAAAUUGAUUUGCAUUUUAACGAGGGAAAUAAGUAUUUGACCCCCUCUCAAUCAGAAAGAUUUCUGGCUCCCAGGUGUCUUUUAUACAGGUAACGAGCUGAGAUUAGGAGCACAUUCUUAACGGGAGUGCUCCUAAUCUCAGCUUGUUACCUGUAUAAAAGACACCUGUCCACAGAAGCAAUCAAUCAAUCAGAUUCCAAACUCUCCACCAUUGCCAAGACCAAAGAGCUCUCCAAGGAUGUCAGGGACAAGAUUGUAGACCUACACAAGGCUGGAAUGGGCUACAAGACCAUCGCCAAGCAGCUUGGUGAGAAGGUAACAACAGUUGGUGCAAUUAUUCGCAAAUGGAAGAAACACAAAAGCACUGUCAAUCUCCCUCGGCUUGGGGCUCCAUGCAAGAUCUCACCUCGUGGAGUUGCAAUGAUCAUGAGAACGGUGAGGAAUCAGCCCAGAACUACAUGGGAGGAUCUUGUCAAUGAUCUCAAGGCAGCUGGGACCAUAGUCACCAAGAAAACAAUUGGUAACACACUACGCCGUGAAGGACUGAAAUCCUGCAGCACCCGCAAGGUCCCCCUGCUCAAGAAAGCACAUAUACAGGCCCGUCUGAAGUUUGCCAAUGAACAUCUGAAUGAUUCAGAGGAGAACUGGGUGAAAGUGUUGUGGUCAGAUGAGACCAAAAUUGAGCUCUUUGGCAUCAACUCAACUCGCCGUGUUUGGAGGAGGAGGAAUGCUGCCUAUGACCCCAAGAACACCAUCUCCACCGUCAAACAUGGAGGUGGAAACAUUAUGCUUUGGGGGGGGUUUUCUGCUAAGGGGACAGGACAACUUCACCGCAUCAAAGGGACGAUGGACGGGGCCAUGUACCGUCAAAUCUUGGGUGAGAAUCUCCUUCCCUCAGCCAGGGCAUUGAAAAUGGGUCGUGGAUGGGUAUUCCAGCAUGACAAUGACCCAAAACACACGGCCAAGGCAACAAAGGAGUGGCUCAAGAAGAAGUACAUUAAGGUCCUGGAGUGGCCUAGCCAGUCUCCAGACCUUAAUCCCAUAGAAAAUCUGUGGAGGGAGCAGAAGGUUCGAGUUGCCAAACGUCAGCCUCGAAACCUUAAUGACUUGGAGAAGAUCUGCAAAGAGGAGUGGAACAAAAUCCCUCCUGAGAUGUGUGCAAACCUGGUGGCCAACUAUAAGAAACGUCUGACCACUGAUCGCCAACAAGGGUUUUGGCACCAAGUACUAAGUCAUGUUUUGCAGAGGGGUCAAAUACUUAUUUCCCUCAUUAAAAUGCAUAUCAAUUUAUAACAGCGUGCAUUUUUCUGGAUUUUUUGUUGUUGUUAUUCUGUCUCUCACUGUUCAAAUAAACCUACCAUUAAAAUUAUAGACUGAUCAUGUCUUUGUCAGUGGGCAAACGUACAAAAUCAGCAGGGGAUCAAAUACUUUUUUCCCUCACUGUUUCCAUCUCUUGCUAAUAGUGGAAGGCCUCUAUCUUUUUGUGUUCUCUACGUCCUUCUCAGGCUCUGGAGUCUAAGCUGACAGCCUGCAGGAACUUUGCGAAGGACCAGAAAGCCAGGAAGUCUUAUGCUGUCACGGAGAACGGGAACGUGAUCAACGGCAACACAGCCAAGUUCUCCCAUACACUCCACACAACGUCGUCAUACUACGACAAAACGUAAGUUGAAGCCCAAUUCAACUUCACCCUCUGUGACUCACACACACAUUACUCAUUUGUGAGGAACAGGAGAUUGAAGAUACGCUUUUCAGAGAAAACCACUUUAUAAAGGACAACAACAUUUCUUAAUGUCAAAUCUUUGCUUUGGUUAUAAGCCUAAUGCAUUUGUCAUUUUCUCGAUUAUUGUUUGCUGUGUUAAGACCCUCUGGUUUUACAGUUAGAUUUCUUAACGUUGAUAAUGAUCCAUUUGACUGUAGAAAUGUGUAUUUGAAAUGUUUCUUUAAUGUUGGGAGUACAUGGAAGUGUGUUGAUGUUGGAGAAGUUAUGGAGGUUGACAAGGUCUCUCAGACCCUUGUGUUUUUCCCCAGCAGGAGAGAGAGGGUCAUAUUCCCUGCAUUAAUUCUGGGGCAGUCAAUCACCUGCAUGCUGUUUGAUUAACAAGCCUCCCUCCUUUCAAUUGUAGUGCUGUGGUAGACUCACUCACUGUGGGGCUAGAUAACUGCUCUGGGUGGUGGUACAUUUCUCUGCUUCUUAACACUAUGCUGAUAUACAGUAGAUAGAUCUCCUUCCCAUUAUUAUAUAUGUAUGUCUGCUGGUGUGAGUUGGUAGCUUUAACGGUAGUGUCUUUCAAUAUGGAUCAAUAAUCAUAUUAGGGGGAAAUUGAUUCUCAGUUUUGUGGUGUGUAGGAGAAAGCAUGUAGUGCAAUGGAAAGAUGGUUGUGGUACAGUUCUUUGAAUUUUGUUCUCAAUUAUUGUCAAUUAACUACAAACUACUGCAUGUGAACAAGAUACAGUUUUGCAGCUGUUUCUAAAGUGCAAAGUCAAAAGUAACUUUUCACUGUUCUUAUAUAGCCAGUGCUGUCCUUCUGUUCUUCCAUAUUGAGGUUGUCUUUCAAGGUAUGAAUACUACUAUAUGUCCCAUAUAGAGGUGGUGUGACUGUUUGUAGAGGUUGUAGUGUCAUGGUGUUGUUUCUGCUGUGUGAGGAACUAUUGAUAUGAGCUUGACUGAGCAUGUUGAGCAGGACAUGCUCACAAGGAUGCAGUUUUGGUUUCACCGCAGGGAGGAGUAGAGGAGCUAUACAUAUAGCUCUUUACUAAAGAGCACACUGUCACAGCUGAGCCAUACUAUUCAGAGGACUAGCUAGCUAAAUAAAUAUGGAAGGAAUAGGAUUCCAGACACAGGAGUUUGAAGUGGAGUACAUUAAUAUCCAACACAGCUUAUAAUUAACUUUUUUUUAAGCAAUUAUUUUAAGGAGUGGGGCUGUCCCACUCCUUUCGUAAUUUUUUUUAGCUUUAUUGAAGAGAGAUUACAGUGGAAAGAUGGGGGAGAGGGAGCCAAAGGGCAGUUGGCCGGAUUCGAACCCAUGCCAACUCUGGAAUUUACUUUUUUGUAUGGUCAAAAUUAGGUUGAACAAACUCCACUAGGUAUUAAAAGAGAGGGGAGGGAGCAUGUGUAUGGUUUUACAUUUGCUUGGCAUGUGCAGGAAGGAGCAAACUGGGUGAAAUGAGUUUUAUAACCUUUACGUCAGUGAUCUUCCACUCACAUAGGCUACUUUAUAAACUAUUUGGCACAGUCUAAGUCAUAGCAACAGAAUCUAUUUUGAAAUAGUGGAACUCUAUUGGCCUAUGUGGAUAGGGCUAAAUUGACACGUUUCUUACAGAAGAAAUAUGGAAAUGCAUAACCAUGGUAGCAAUUAAAAGGGAACAGUUUGGAGAAUAUGGGAAAAUUAUUACACUAAAGCUGAGGACACAACAGUUCACCUGACACAAGACUGAAUCCAAACAUUACACUGUUGAUUUUAUGUGGAUUUUACAUUUACUGUACUUUUCGUCGCAUUUGUUUAUAACGAAAUCUGAAAAUACUAUGGAUACAUUCAGUAACAUGAUAAGAAUAUUCUUGGAAAUUUGGGGUAGGUGCAACAGAAGACAACACACCUCUCCUAAAUAAUUUAAAUGCACUUGUAUGACUCAAACAAGAGUCUUCAACUACAGUGAGCUCCAAAAAUAUUGGGACAGUGACACAUUUGUUGUUGUUUUGGCUCUGUACUUUGGUUAAAGUGCAGACUGACAGCUUUCAUUUGAGGGUAUUUUCAUCCAUAUCAGGUGAACUGUUUAGAAAUUACAUCACUUUUUGUACAUAAACUAGGUUUCCUGAUUUUCAUGCGAAUAUUUUAAAAUCUGCAUAAAAACAAUAUGCACAUUUUCCCACCAGAGAUGUUUCCAUCAAAUGUACUUGUUGCAGAUAAAAGGCUGUGCGUGAUGACGUAGUGCACAUAAAAAUACUUGUGAAAUGGGUUUCCAUCGCAUUUUGAACUUCUCACAAACAAUGUUGCGUUAUAUAGCGAGUGUGCCCACUCUGGUAUUGGCACAUGCGCUCUAGCCAACAGUCCUAUCUGCGCGCUGUUGGCUAGCAUGCAUAUAUAACCUACAUGAUGAGAUUAUUAUGGACAAAAGAGACAAGUUUAUUUUUCAAACUGCAGCCAAGCAUCGAUUAUCAUGUCACCAGAAUAAGACCCUCUAUAUUUAUUGGAAAGGAGCAUCAAGCUCAUCACCUUGCACUUUCACCACCCUGAAGUUCAUCAUAACUUUUUUCAUCUGUAGCCUAAUAAACGUAAUUUUUUCCUGAAGAGUCGUAGUGCGAGGACCAAACGUCAUCGGGUGACUCCCAAGUUUACUUCGAUGUGAUGGUUAUUAUCAAUAUUUGCUCAUAAAUGAGUUUCCACCAAAAUUUCUCGCAUAACUCAUUUUACCUUGUCUAACGUGUUGUCUAGCGUAUAAUGUGUUGUCGACAUUUGGAAAGUUUACCAAAUAAAAUUCUGUUUCCAUCAGGCCUGUCACGACAUUUUUUAUCCAACAUGUACUUUACUUGCAUAAAAAGGUUGGAUGGAAAUAUGGAUUCAAAUUUCAGUCAAUUUAGCUUCCGAUUAACUGACCGGUCAACAAACAGUAUUUUUUUCCCCCAAACAGUCAAAUGACGUGACCAACAGAAAAUGCUAUUGGAGAUCUGUAUAUAAUGAUGAGAUGCUUAUGUUUCCGCCCUAACAAUGAGAGUCGUCCCAAGGUGGGAAGGCAGGCGACAAGCUUAGGCCCAAAAUAAGCCUGUAGAAACGCGUUUGACUUACACUCUAUACAGUGGAUUCGGAAAGUGUUCAGACCCCUUGACUUUUUCCAAAUUUUGUUAUGUUACAGCCUUAUUCUAAAAUGGAUUAAAUCUACACACAACACCCCAUAAUGACAAAACAAAAAACAGGUUUUUAUAAAUGUACAUAAGUAUUCAGACCCUUUACUCAGUACUUUGUUGAAGCACCUUUGGCAGAGAUUACAGCCUUGAGUCUUCGUGGGUAUGACGCUACAAGCUUGGCACACCUGUAUUUGGGGAGUUUCUCCCAUUUUUCUCUGCAGAUCCUCUCGAGCUCUGUCAGGUUGGAUGGGGAGCGUCCCUGCACUGCUAUUUUCAGGUCUCUCCAGAGAUGUUUGAUCGGGUUCAAGUCCGGGCUCUGGCUGGGCCACUCAAGAGACUUGUCCCAAAGCCACUCCUGCGUUGUCUUGGCUGUGUGCUUAGGGUCGUUCAACUGUUGGAAGGUGAACCUUCACCCCAGUCUAGGUUCCUGAGCGCUCUGGAGCAGGUUUUCAUCAAGGAUCUCUCUGUACUUUGCUCCAUUCAUCUUUCCCUCGAUCCUGACUAGUCUUCCAGUCCAUGCCGCUGAAAAACAUCCCCACAGCAUGAUGGUGCCAGGUUUCCUCCAGAUGUGACACUUGGCAUUCAGGCCAAAGAGUUCAAUCUUGGUUUCAUCAGACCAGAGAAUCUUGUUUCUCAUGGUCUGAGAGUCCUUUAAGUGCCUUUUGGCAAACUCCAAGCGGGCUGUCGGCAAACUCCAAGCGGGCUGUCAUGUGCCUGUUACUGAGGAGUGGCUUCCGUCUGGCCACUCUACCAUAAAGGCCUGAUUGGUGGAGUGCUGCAGAGAUGGUUGUUCCUUCUGGAAGGUUCUCCAAUCUCCAGAGGAAAUCUGGAGCUCUGUCACAGUGACCGUUGGGUUCUUGGUCACCUCCCUGACCAAGGCCCUUCUCCCCCGAUUGCUCAGUUUGGCCGGGCGGCCAGCUCUAGGAAGAGUCUUGGUGGUUCCAAACUUCUUCCAUUUAAGAAUGAUGGAGGCCACUGUGUUCUUGGGGACCUUCAAUGCUGCAGACAUUUUUUGGUACCCUUCCCCAGAUCUGUGCCUCGACACAAUCCUGUCUCUGUUCUCUAUGGACAAUUCUUCGACCUCAUGGCUUGGUUUUUUCUCUGACAUGCACUGUCAACUGUGGGACCUUAUAUAGACAGGUGUAUGCCUUUCCAAAUCAUGUCCAAUCAAUUGAAUUUACUACAGGUGGACUCCAAUGAAGUUGUGGAAACAUCUCAAGGAUGAUCAAUGGAAACAGGCUGCACCUGAGCUCUUUUUCAAGUCUCAUAGCGAAGGGUCUGAAUACUUAUGUAAAUAAGGUUUUUUAUUUUUUUACGUUUGCAAACAUUUAUAAAAACCAGUUUUCGCUUUGUCAUUAUAGAGUAUUGUGUGUAGAUUGAUUAGGGGGGAAAACGAUUUAAUCAAUUUUAGAAAAAGGCUGUAAUGUAACAAAAUGUGGAAAAAGUCAAGGGGUUUGAAUACUUUCCGAAUGCUCUGUAUAUAUGUGUGUGUGUGUGUGUGUGUGUGUGUGUAUAUAUAUAUAUAUAUAUAUACACACACACACACACACACACACACACACACACACACACACACACACACACACAGUGGGGAGAACAAGUAUUUGAUACACUGCCGAUUUUGCAGGUUUUCCUACUUACAAAGCAUGUAGAGGUCUGUAAUUUGUAUCAUAGGUACACUUCAACUGUGAGAGACGGAAUCUAAAACAAAAAUCCAGAAAAUCACAUUGUAGGAUUUUUAAGUAAUUCAUUUGCAUUUUAUUGCAUGACAUAAGUAUUUGAUCACCUACCAACCAGUAAGAAUUCCGGCUCUCACAGACCUGUUAGUUUUUCUUUAAGAAGCCCUCCUGUUCUCCACUCAUUACCUGUAUUAACUGCACCUGUUUGAACUCGUUACCUGUAUAAAAGACACCUGUCCACACACUCAAUCAAACAGACUCCAACCUUUCCACAAUGGCCAAGACCAGAGAGCUGUGUAAGGACAUCGGGGAUAAAAUUGUAGACCUGCACAAGGCUGGGAUGGGCUACAGGACAAUAGGCAAGCAGCUUGGUGAGAAGGCAACAACUGUUGGCGCAAUUAUUAGAAAAUGGAAGAAGUUCAAGAUGACGGUCAAUCACCCUCGGUCUGGGGCUCCAUGCAAGAUCUCACCUCGUGGGGCAUCAAUGAUCAUGAGGAAGGUGAGGGAUCAGCCCAGAACUACACGGCAGGACCUGGUCAAUGACCUGAAGAGAGCUGGGACCACAGUCUCAAAGAAAACCAUUAGUAACACACUACGCCAUCAUGGAUUAAAAUCCUGCAGCGCACGCAAGGUCCCCCUGCUCAAGCCAGUGCAUGUCCAGGCGCGUCUGAAGUUUGCCAAUGACCAUCUGGAUGAUCCAGAGGAGGAAUGGGAGAAGGUCAUGUGGUCUGAUGAGACAAAAAUAGAGCUUUUUGGUCUAAACUCCACUCGCCGUGUUUGGAGGAAGAAGAAGGAUGAGUACAACCCCAAGAACACCAUCCCAACCGUGAAGCAUGGAGGUGGAAACAUCAUUUUUUGGGGAUGCUUUUCUGCAAAGGGGACAGGACGACUGCACCGUAUUGAGGGGAGGAUGGAUGGGUCCAUGUAUCGCGAGAUCUUGGCCAACAACCUCCUUCCCUCAGUAAGAGCAUUGAAGAUGGGUCGUGGCUGGGUCUUCCAGCAUGACAACGACCCGAAACACACAGCCAGGGCAACUAAGGAGUGGCUCCGUAAGAAGCAUCUCAAGGUCCUGGAGUGGCCUAGCCAGUCUCCAGACCUGAACCCAAUAGAAAAUCUUUGGAGGGAGCUGAAAGUCUGUAUUACCCAGCGACAGCUGUAUGGAGGAGUGGGCCAAAAUCCCUGCUGCAGUGUGUGCAAACCUGGUCAAGACCUACAGGCAACGUAUGAUCUCUGUAAUUGCAAACAAAGGUUUCUGUACCAAAUAUUAAGUUCUGCUUUUCUAAUGUAUCAAGUACUUAUGUCAUGCAAUAAAAUGCAAAUUAAUUACUUAAAAAUCAUACAAUGUGAUUUUCUGGAUCUCACAGUUGAAGUGUACCUAUGAUAAAAAUUACAGACCUCUACAUACUUUUAAGUAGGAAAACAUGCAAAAUCGGGCGGUGUAUCAAAUACUUGUGCUCCCCACUGUAAGUGAAUUUGUCCCAAUACUUUUGGUCCCCUAAAAUGGGACUAUGUACAAAAAGUGCUGUAAUUUCUAAACGGCUCACCCGAAAUGAAGGAAAAUGCCCUCAAAUUAAAGCUGACAGUCUGCACUUUAACUUCAUAGUCAUUGUGUCAUUUCAAAUCCAAAGUGCUGGAGUACAGAGCCAAAACAACAACGAAUGUCACUGUCCCAAUUUUGGAGCUCACUGUAUAAGGUGUUUUCUUUGGAACACAGCCCUGCAUCCCCACCUUUACACAAUUACUGUUGUUUACGCAAUCCAAAAACUGUCCAUUUUAUAAAUCACAAUCUGGGUCAGGUAGGCAUCAUUUGAAAGCUUCUUCUAUUGCCAACAUGACUAGCUAAAUUAUAAAAUACGAGGUUACAAUGUUAGGCUUUCACUAGGCAAUUCAGGGAAGCAGAUCGUAAUUUUGGUGCUCAUAGAAUGGAGUCAUGAGUGCAUGUUCCGUUGCAUAUUUUCUUCACAAUACAACAAACAGGCUCAUUCUGUUCAGGACAACCCAGGGUGUAACGCUGUGUCAUCUCGUAACUGUACAUCAAACAUAGUGAUCAUAAAUGUUGACACUAUAAAUUACCUUACUUUUAUUAUAUAGAAAUGUAUACAGGUAUGAGUGUAAAGGGUUAACAAUCAGAAAAUUCUCCAGAGGUGUUAUUUGUAGUGACUUCCAGCAGAUCUAUUUAUCUAUCAUCAAGUUUCAUUUUUGGCUGCACGUGCCCGAAGCCCUGUGUGUGCUGCCUAAUGUUUUCCCCUGUGUGCGACCGUGUGUGACCGUGACAUGGUUGCCUGGCGACCCAGACUCUUUGCUCCGGCGAAAUGCCACGCCUACGGACAUUAGUUUCUUCUCCGCAAUGAGUCUGAAUCUGAGUACCUCCUGACGAUUUCUAGAAUGCAAACACAUUCUAACCGUUGGUCCCAGAAACCAAUGGGAUGAGCCAGAACACACCACAGGAGGUUGGUGGCACCUUAAUUAGGGAGGACGGGCUCGUGGUAAUGGCUGGAGUGGAAUGGUAUCAAAUACAUCAAACACACGGUUUCCAUGUGUUUAACACACUCCGUUCCUGCCAUUUAUUAUGUGCCGUCCUCCCCUCAGCAGCCUACACUGGAACACACAUAGGUAAAGCAGUGUUUUGUCAUUUGCUCUGAUACUCUGUUUGGUUAGAGGUGACCAAACGCUGAUGACUUUGUUUUGUACAACAGCUCUCGUUGUGACGUCACCACAAACAACUUCAACAAUGGCAGUCUCAGACUGAAGUAGGUAGCAGUAGAGUAGAGCAGCGGAAUAAUUCAGUUUAAGUCGUCAGGCAAGUGACAAGGCUGACCGGUAGUAGGAUAAUGUGGACAUACUAAUAGGUGACCUGCUGUGGCUGAGGUCACUGGUUCAACCCUGCGCUGGGCACUAAGAUCCAUAGCCCGCUGGAAAGUGUGCCUGCCUGUGUAGUGAUUGUGGCUUCAUUCAAAUGGCCCCUUUUGUCUGGCAGACUAGACAAAGGAGACCAGUGUAAAGUGAUAGUCCAGUUUAUCUGCUCCACAAAUAGACCUACAUCAGUAGUUUUACUUAUGUGUAGCCCAUCUUCAUUGAAACUCUAAUUUAAAAUGCCAUGCAAUACCUACCUAGGUAUUAGGCUAUGCAGAUUUUAUGUUUGCUAUGCUAAUAUACCUGUUUUACCACCCCAUAAUAUGAAUCCAGCAAGGUUAAUUUUGUAAGUAGCAACAAGUGAAAUGUUGCCUAACCGUCAGUAAACCAGACUAACCCAUGUUGUGUUUGUGUUUACAGCAGGGCGGUGAAUGGCCUGGACCCUGGCACGCUGACAGCCGUCACAGCACCCCCCGCUCCCUCCCCUCCUGACCUACUGCCCCUCAUUGUGUGACAGUGACAGACAGUACCCCUGCCAAGCCCCUCCCCACAACACCUUCCUCCUCC